CCUAGUAAAAUACCAGACUCGGAGCUUCCCAUCUCGCACUAUAUAAAGAGGGUGAUGCAACCUUUCAGCGAGAUCUGUAAGUUUUCUCUCAAGCUAAAGAGGCUCUUAAGCUGGAAGAGAAGAAAACUAUUAUAUUGGACAACGUUUUCAUGACUUAUAGAGACAAAAAGAAAGUACUAUGAUGCUUCAACACCCUGGUCUGGGUCCCUCGGAGAUCAGUGCUUCUGCAGUGGUGCCUUGUUUGUCCCCUCCAGUGUCAUUUGGCUUUGAAGAAUUUGCAAACUUUAGCCCUUUGGUAAAGGAAGAGCUGAGGUUCACAAUCCUUAAUAAGUGUCUAGCAAACGGAAUAAACUCGACAGUGGAGUGCAUGACCAUGAACACUGAGAGACCCACAGAACAUCCACGUGUAAAGAAAGAGAUUCCCCCUGAAGAAAACGAAAGGAAAAAACGACGAAGGGAAAGAAACAAAAUAGCUGCCACCAAAUGCAGAAACAAAAAAAAGGAGAGGACCGACAGCUUACAGAAAGAAUCAGAAAAACUGGAGUCCAUCAACGCUGACCUCAAAGCCCAAAUUGAGGCGCUGAAGUCAGAGAAGCAACAGCUGGUCUACAUGCUAAACCUGCACCGACCGACCUGCAUUGUCCGAGCUCAGAACGGAAGGACCCCAGAGGAUGAGAGGAACCUCUUCAUUCAACAGAUCACUGAGGGAACGCUGCAGGGCUAGACAACCCAUGUUCAAAAAGACUAAAAGGCAACUUAUUGUCUGUCUUCAUAUGUGGAUACCACUGUCUAAUGUCCAGAUGAUCUAUCACCAUCUGCUGCAUUUGUCCUACAUGCUGGCAAAGACAUUAGGAAGAAGAAUCUGCACACAAAAAGGAUCACUUUGACCCAGCAGGGACUGCUGUAAACUGUAAAUAUGGGUUGAUGUACUGAACAGCCAGUGGCCUAAGUUAACUGAAGGUUGUAUUUUACUAUCUGGGGGAAAUAUAACAAACACUCUACUCUAACUGUUUGUAUUAAUUACUCAAUAUUAGAGAUAUGUAUCUUCAUGCCUGCCCUGCACCACUACCAAUUGGUGCGACUACUAAGGGAUAGAUACCCUAAAGUGUAUGGAUAGGUAAUGUCUGUCUUUUCUGGCAAGGAGGCACUUUUAACUGUCCGAUAGCAAGUUGUGUGUUAAAUCAUUUGGCUGUAGUCAAGCUGUUUUUUGUGGUUGGAAACAUAGGUUUGCCUUGAUUUAAAAUGUAAAUCCUGUUUUUGUUUACAUAAAGUCCCGUGAUCAAAUCUAUUGCUUUCAAGUUUGCAAAGAGAUGUUACGAAUGCAUGAUCAUACAUAACGACAUGCUAACACAGAGUAUCCUUACAACCUUUUUUAUGCAUUUACACUGCAUGGUAGAUUAUUUUGUGACAUUUAUGGUAAUGCCAACAUUCAUUUUAGAUAGGCAUGCAAUAAAUGAGAAACAAACUAUAAAAAUCUUUUAAAAAGAAGCUUGCAAUCAAUUUGAGUGCUCAAAAAGGCAAAUCCUAUGUGUUCUAAAUUCAAAAAACAAAACCUUGGAGUGAAAUGUUAAAUUGUGAUUCAAGAGAAGUUAAUAAUAUAUACAAUAAGGGUCACUUAAGAUAGUAUACAGUAGCAGUUAUAAGAAAGAAUUAUUAAUGACGCAGGCGUCCUGCUUUUUUUCAGCUUUUUUUUAUUAUUGCAUAGUAUAGUUAAUCUACCUAUCAGCAUGCUAGUCGUGACUAAGGUACUACUGAAUAUUUUAACAGAAAGGGAAGCUAAACUGUUUGUGUGUCCAUUUAUUUGUAUGAUUAAAUUGUGUUAAACCAUUGGUGGUAUUACUCUGGGUUCAAACUGUCAAAACUUUAAGUGAUAGGUUUAAGCACUUCAUGGAUAUAGUUAAAUUCAUGUCUACUGUAUUCAGGUAAGAUACUCUACAGAAAUGCAUUAAGGAGACAUUUCUAUACUGUGUAUGUGAAUUGUUUUUGCUACUUUAAUAAAAAAAAAAAAAAAGAAAUUGU
Molecule: messenger RNA, 2019 nt
Organism: Acipenser ruthenus (sterlet)
Lineage: Eukaryota; Metazoa; Chordata; Actinopteri; Acipenseriformes; Acipenseridae
Product: cyclic AMP-dependent transcription factor ATF-3-like
Exons: 4
Coding region: 179-724 (181 amino acids)
Biological process (GO): regulation of transcription by RNA polymerase II
Cellular component (GO): nucleus
Molecular function (GO): RNA polymerase II cis-regulatory region sequence-specific DNA binding; DNA-binding transcription factor activity, RNA polymerase II-specific
Source: RefSeq, a predicted model, not a curated record